AUGGCACUGUCACCGGCUCAAACCGGUCCAAACCGGCGCCAACCGGUCCGAUCCGGCGGGCGCCUCGUGUACUCACUCGACGGCGGCGGCGGAGCGCGCUGCUUCCCCUCACGCGGCCCGACGCCGAAAGACAGCGCCGCCCGCGGGGGGCGGGGAUUAAACCCCUACCCGGCAGCCUCUGCGGCCGCCCCCAAGCCACGCCCACCCCGACCGAACCAUCGCGAAGGGGCGGGGGGGCACCCGCCAACCCUUGGGGUGGCUACUACUGGGCCACCACUGGGCUACUACUGGGCCACCACCAGGCCAGGACCGGCCCCCGGAGCAGGGGACCCCCCAGGGGAGGGGGGGCGUCGCCCGUCCCCCCAUGUCCCCCCACCCACCCGCGCCUGCCGUCCUCCUCCGCCGCCGCCCGGUCCCCACCGGCUGUCCCUGGAGGCCCCGCGACGUGCCCGGGCCGGCCCGCCCGGCCCGUCGGAACAUGCCCCGCUCGGGGAGGACCGCCGGCGGGCGGGGGCGGGCACGGCCGGGGAUGCCACCCCCAUCCCCGCGCUGGCCGUCAACCGGCUGCACCUGGACGUGGCCCCGGGUGGCUGCCAGCUGCUCCUGCGGCUGGCCCGCGAGCGGCCCCGCGCCCUGCUGCCCGUGGAGUUCCUCCGGCUGGAUGCCAACCAGGAGCCCCUGCUGCCCGCCCUGGACGUCCUCCCCCGGGCCCUCCCGGCCCUCCGCUCCCUCGUCCUGAAGGGAGGGCACCUUCGGGACGAGGCGGGGGCGUACCGGCCGGGGUCGCUGACCUCCCUGCCCCCAGCCCUGGGCCGCCUGGUCCACCUGGUCCACCUGGACCUCAGCUUCAACAGCCUCUCGGCCCUGCCGGCCUGCGUGGCCCGGCUGGGCCGCUUGUCCUCCCUCCUGCUGGCCCACAACCUCCUGGAGGAGCUGCCCGAGGACCUGGCCCGGCUGGGGGCCCUGACCUACCUGUCGGCCAUGAGCAACCGGCUGCGGGCCCUGCCCCCCGGCCUGGGCGCCCUCCCCGCCCUGCGGAGCCUGGACCUGGCCGAGAACCGGCUGCGGGCCCUGCCCCCCGAGAUCGGACGCCUGGGCCACCUCGCCCACCUCAACCUGGCCGGGAACCGGCUGCGGUCGCUGCCCGACACCCUGGCCGAGCUGCGUUCGCUGCGUGAGCUGAUCGUGCACAGUAACGCACUGGAGUCCGUGCCCGCCGGCCUCGCCCGCCUCCCACAUAUGGAGCGCCUCGACCUACGUGAUAACCGCCUCCGGACCCUGCCCCCCGAGAUCCAGGAUGCCCCGUUCGUGCUCCUCCGGGGGAACCCCCUGGGCGACCCCGAGAGCCCACCCCCAGACCCUCCAGGACAACCAGAGGCACCGGAGACGGCCACGCGCUUCCUGGGGUCGGAUGCGGAUAGCUUCCCGGUGAUGCCGCGGGGCUGCCAGGUGACCCUGGGCUGCGGGGUCCGGCUGCGUUUCCCGCCGGGGGCCGCCCCCAUCCCCAUCCGCGUCCGCUAUCGCCUGCUCCCGCCGGGUCCUCGGCUCGUCCGCCUGGGGCCCCACGAUGUCCUGCUGAGCGACGUCCUGGAGCUGCAGCCCCACGGGGUCCCGUUCCACCAGGAGGUGCAGCUGUGGCUACCGUUUGCCUUCCCCCGAGCCACCCGGGGCCGCGAGGUCGUCGUCAGGACCCUCAGCGAAGGCGGCGGCGGGUGCGACCUGGACACGGAGGUGGAGUGGGAAGGCGCCAAGCGUUUGUGGGCGAGCUGCCGGGUCUGGCACUUCUCCUGGUUCUUGGUGGUCUCGCGGUUGGUGGAGAACCGCUGUCGGGUGCCGCGGGAGGGGGCCCUGCUCUACUCCACCGUGGACCCCGGAGUCAAGGUCAUCUUCCCCCCCGGGGUCACCGCCGAGCCCCGACAAGUCUGCAUGCAGGUGCUGCCACUUUCGGCCCGGGAGCUUCGCGCGGUGCGGGCGGUGACGGGGGAGCGGGCGGCCGCCGCCGGCCCCCUGGUCCGCCUGGUCCAGGACCACCCCCCUCCUCAGCCGCCCUUCCUCCGGCCCGUGCGGGUCCAGCUGCCCCUGCCCCCGGGGGUCCGAGGCCUGACGCUGGACCGCUCCUGCCUGCACCUGCUGCACGGGGACCUGCGGGGCCACACCUGGGAUGACGUCACGGGCCAGGUGCACCUGGAACUCACCCACCUGUACGCCCUCUUCGAGGUCUCCCACUUCUCCUGGUACUGGCUGUGGUACACCACCAAGACGUACAUCGGAGGCAUCGCCCGGAAGGUAUACGAGCGCCUGCGCUUGUACCGGGUGAACUUCAUCGCCCUGCAGAGGAAGCGGGAUCCCGAGCAGGUGCUGCUUCAGUGCGUCCCCAACCACAAGGUGGACCCCACCCUGCAGAAGCUGCAAGGCCGCUACCGGGGCCCUGAGCCCUCCGACAUCGUGGACAUGUUCGAGGGGGAGCAGUUCUUCGCCGCCUUCGAGCGUGGCAUCAACAUCGACUCCGACCGCCCCGACUGCGAAGCAGGACGGAUCUCGUUCGUCUUCUACUCCCACCUGAAGAACAUGAAGGAGAUCUACGUGUCCUCGGAGCGGGAUCGCCAAAGCCAGGACGUGAAGGGGCAGGUUUCCUUCUACCGCGGGGCCGUGCCCGCGGCGGUGCCCGAGGAGGCCGCCCGCCAGCGGAAAGGCCCUGACUCGCUGUGGCUCGCCACGCUGCCCAUCAAGCUGCCCAAGCUGAGGCUGGCCGGCGGGGAGGGGCCGGGCCCCCGGGCCGGCCCGGCUUUCCCCCCGCUCAACCUGGGAGACGAGGAGAGCGGCUAUCUGACCCAGGCCAACCUGCUGACCGUCGCCGGCCGCAUCGGGCCGGACUGGCAGACCGUGGGCCUGGGCCUCGGCCUGCCCUUCCGCCAGCUCGAGCGCAUCCGUUACAACUACCCGGGUAGCCUGGACCUCCAGAUCCAGUCUAUGCUGUUCUCGUGGGCGGAAGGGCAGGAGGGACAGCCCGGGGCCGUGGCCCGACUGAUCCGAGCCCUGGAGCAGAGCGAGCGGCAGGACGUGGCCGACGAGAUCCGGGCCGUGCUGGCCCUGGGCAGUCACAAGUACCGCCACUCCCUCCGCCGGACGGGGCUGGCCCCCGAGGAGGCCGCCGCCCCCCAGGACCCCCUCAGCGCCACCGGGUAGGGAAGCCGGGGGAGACCGACGGAGGCUCCUGCCGCCGGCGGGCACCCACUGAGGUCCCGUGGGGGCCGCCCGGCGGGGAGAGACCAACUGAGCCCCUGUGGGGGCUGACCGGGGGACAGCAACCGAGCCCCUGGGGGGGCUGCCCAGCUGGGAGAGACCAACUGAGGCCCAGUGAGAGCCGGCCGGGGGACACCAACUGAGGUCCCGUGGGGUCCGGCCAGCCAUGGGACACCACCCGAGCCCCUGUGGGGGCCGCCCAGCUGGAAAAGACCUACUGAGGCCCAGUGAGAGCCGGCCGGGGGACACCAACUGAGGCUCCGUGGGGUCCGGCCAGCCAUGGGACACCACCCGAGCCCCUGUGGGGGCCGCCCAGCUGGAAAAGACCUACUGAGGCCCAGUGGGAGCCGGCUGGGGAACACCAGCUGAGGCCCCGUGGGGUCCGGACAGCCAUGGGACACCAUCCGAGCCCCUAGUCGGGGCCGCCCAGCUGGGAGAGACCAACGGAGGCCCAGUGAGAGCCGGCCGGGGGACACCAACUGAGGUCCCGUGGGGUCCGGACAGCCAUGGGACACCACCCGAGCCCCUAGUCGGGGCCGCCCAGCUGGAAAAGACCAACUGAGGCCCAGUGAGAGCCGGCUGGGGGACACCAAUUGAGGCCCCAUGGGGUCCAGCCAGCCAUGGGACACCACCCGAGCCCCUGUGGGGGCCACCCAGCUGGAAAAAACCAACUGAGACCCAGUGAGAGCCGGCCGGGGGACACCAGCUGAGGCCCCGUGGGGUCCGGACAGCCAUGGGACACCACCCGAGCCCCUGUGGGGGCCGCCCAGCUGGAAAAGACCAACUGAGGCCCAGUGAGAGCCGGCCGGGGGACACCAACUGAGGCCCCGUGGGGUCCGGACAGCCAUGGGACACCACCUGAGCCCCUGUGGGGGCCACCCAGCUCAGGGAGACCAACUGAGGCCCAGUGAGAGCCGGCUGGGGGACACCAACUGAGGCCCUGUGGGGUCCGGCCAGCCAUGGGACACCACCCAAGCCCCUGUGGGGGCCGCCCAGCUAGGAGAGACCAACUGAGGCCCAGUGAGAGCCGGCCGGGGGACACCAACUAAGGCCCCGUGGGGUCCGGCCAGCCAUGGGACACCACCCGAGCCCCUGUGGGGGCCACCCAGCUCGGGGAGACCAACUGAGGCCCAGUGAGAGCCGGCCGGGGGACACCAACUGAGGCCCCAUGGGGUCCGGACAGCCAUGGGACACCACCCGAGCCCCUAGUCAGGGCUGCCCAGCUGGGAGAGACCAACUGAGGCCCAGUGAGAGCCGGCUGGGGGAUGCCAGCUGAGGCCCCGUGGGGUCCGGCCAGCCAUGGGACACCACCCGAGCCCCUGUGGGGGCCGCCCAGCUGGGAGAGACCAACUGAGGCCCAGUGAGAGCCGGCUGGGGGACACCAACUGAGGCCCUGUGGGGUCCAGACAGCCAUGGGACACCAACUGAGCCCUGUGGGGGCCAGCUGGGGGACACCAACUGGGGCCCCAUGGGUUCCGGCCAGCCAUGGGACACCAUCCGAGCCCCUGUGGGGACCACCCAGCUGGAAAAGACCAACUGAGACCCAGUGAGAGCCGGCCGGGGGACACCAACUGAGGCUCCAUGGGGUCCAGACAGCCAUGGGACACCAACCGAGCCCUGUGGGGGCCGCCCAGCUAGGAGAGACCAACUGAGGCCCAGUGAGAGCCGGCCGGGGAACACCAACUAAGGCCCCGUGGGGUCCGGCCAGCCAUGGGACACCACCCGAGCCCCUGUGGGGGCCGCCCAGCUGGAAAAGACCUACUGAGGCCCAGUGAGAGCCGGCCGGGGGACACCAACUGAGGCCCCGUGGGGUCCGGCCAGCCAUGGGACACCACCCGAGCCCCUGUGUGGGCCGCCCAGCUGGGAGAGACCAACUGAGGCCCAGUGAAAGCCGGCUGGGGGACACCAACUGAGGCUCCGUGGGGUCCGGCCAGCCAUGGGACACCAACCAAGCCCUGUGGGGGCCAGCCGGGGGACACCAACUGGGGCCCCAUGGGUUCCGGCCAGCCAUGGGACACCACCCGAGCCCCUGUGGGGGCCACCCAGCUGGAAAAGACCAACUGAGACCCAGUGAGAGCCGGCCAGGGGACACCAACUGAGGCUCCAUGGGGUCCGGCCAGCCAUGGGACACCACCCGAGCCCCUGUGGGGGCCGCCCAGCUGGAAAAGACCAACUGAGGCCCAGUGAGAGCCAGCCGGGGGACACCAACUGAGGCCCCAGGAGGGCUGCCCAGCUAGAAGAGACCAACUGAGCCCCUGUGGGAGCCGACUGGCCACGGGACACCAACCGAGGCCCAGUGGGAGCCAGCCGGGGGACGCCAACCGAGCCCCUUUGGGGGCCGCCCAGCCGGGAGAGACCGACGGAGCCCCAGUGAGAGCCGGCCAGGGGACGCCAACCGACCCUUUGUGGGAGAUGGCCGGCCAAGGGACACCAACUGAGCCCACGGGGAAGCCAGCCGGCUGUGGGACACCCAACUGCGGCCCUGUGGGAGCCGACCGGGGUGACCAACUGAACGCCAUGGGGGCUGCCAGGCUGGGAGGGAACAACCGAGCCCGUAAUGAGGGGGUCGGGGCCCCCAGUAGGGUCCACUGAAAGGGUUGGGAUCGUCAGCCCCCCUCACCUCCCCUCAGUGCUACACUAGCCCAUUCCUGGAGAUGACCGCUGGGUCCGGAAGUCUCCCCGAGCCUCGGUUUCCCCCUGUAAAAUGGGUGCAUUCCCCCAGGAUGGGGAGCGAGAACGAGGGCUUGUGUGUCAGCCUCGGGAUGCGGGGUCCCAUCUCCUGGGUCCCCCGGUCCCGGAUCUUCCUUUCCUUCCGCCCCCGCUCCGGGCUCCGUUCUGGGACGGGUUGGCCAGAAGUUGCCCCAGCUGGCCACCGCUUAGGAUGGGACCCUGG
Molecule: messenger RNA, 6136 nt
Organism: Tachyglossus aculeatus (Australian echidna)
Lineage: Eukaryota; Metazoa; Chordata; Mammalia; Monotremata; Tachyglossidae
Gene: PIDD1
Product: p53-induced death domain protein 1
Exons: 18
Coding region: 1-3186 (1061 amino acids)
Biological process (GO): signal transduction; DNA damage response; apoptotic process
Molecular function (GO): protein binding
Source: RefSeq, a predicted model, not a curated record